CGAGACAUCUGUGCCGCCAUUGGAGCGUCUAUUUUUAGUUGCAGCGAUUAGCAGCCAAUGGCAGGCCAGACCCGACCACACCAGACCACUUGACGCUGCCCGAGCAGACUGUCUGUCUGCAGCCACGGAGGAGUCGAUUCUGGUAGUCAAGUAGUUGCGGUCGCUGCCGCCGUUGAAUGUCUUAAAUGUUUGUCACUCUCCCGCGAUCCUUUCAGUCGAUCGUUAGCCGCGAACGUGUCAGCAAGGAUGAGCCAAAUAACGCUGAAGGAACGCCGUCUCCUGCGCACACCCAAAUGCGCGCGCUGCCGCAACCAUGGCGUCAUCUCGUGCGUCAAGGGCCACAAGAAGCUGUGCCGCUGGCGUGAGUGCUGCUGCCCCAACUGUCAGCUGGUCGUUGAUCGCCAGCGGGUGAUGGCCGCUCAGGUGGCACUGCGACGUCAGCAGACAAUGGAGGCGCUGGAGGCAUCCGCCCAGACAUCGCACACAGCCACAGCCACAGCCGCAGCAUCCAGCAGUGAGGGCGAGGAGUCCUUAACGUCAACGUCGCCACCACCAGCUCCAGCUACAGCAGUCGCCUCAGUUUCCUCAUCCUCAUCCUCAUCAGCCACGCGCCAAGCACUGAUUGCACAGAAAAGGAUCUACAAGCAGCGACUGCGCAACCUGCAACAGUCCACGUUGCACAUCACAGCAGCCAUGGAAGAGUACAAGCAGAGAUUUCCCACGUUCAGCUCGCCGCUGAUGGAGCGAAUGCGCAAGCGACGAGCGUUCGCUGAUCCGGAACUCAACUACGCCAUGGAGGCGACGCUGGGCGGUAACGCCCUCUAUGCCGCUGCUGCUGCUGCUGCCGCUGCGGCUGCUGGCAUGCAUCACUCGGGGCCGCCAUUCAUAGUCGCAACCCCAAUCACAGCCAUCACGACACCCACGCCGCCCGCACACGCCACAGCGAAGAAGCCCAAGUUGAGUUUUUCCAUUGAGUCCAUAAUGGGCAUUAGCACGUAGCCAGGAAUCGGCAAACCUCUGUACAUAUAGAAUAGUU
Messenger RNA from Drosophila guanche, 1036 nucleotides. RefSeq names its product doublesex- and mab-3-related transcription factor 2 (gene dmrt11E). Gene Ontology annotation, cellular component: nucleus. Bases 247 to 999 code for a protein of 250 amino acids. Gene Ontology annotation, biological process: sex differentiation; regulation of transcription by RNA polymerase II. The transcript is spliced from 2 exons. The record is from RefSeq and is a predicted model, not a curated record. Lineage: Eukaryota; Metazoa; Arthropoda; Insecta; Diptera; Drosophilidae. Gene Ontology annotation, molecular function: RNA polymerase II cis-regulatory region sequence-specific DNA binding; DNA-binding transcription factor activity, RNA polymerase II-specific.